AAUAAUCCCUCAAAUAUGAACACCCCAAUCGUACAGAAAUGGGCAAGCAAGAGAUUGAUGAUAGUGGUUUUGAAUUUUACUUUGAUCUGUCAAGCUUUCAUUUUGGUGAGAGACAAGUGAUUUGAGGGGUAUUUUAAGAAUGGAGAAUUUUGAGAGCCUUGAGAUAGCUCAUGAAAGCGAUGAGAUGGACCUGGGAGAUGAACUGGGUGAGAGGAUUAUAUGGAGUUGAAUCAGGCGACAUUUUUAUGUGAAAGUUGACCUCAAGGGUAUUAUUAUGAUGUUGUUACUAUGAUGUGAAAACAUUGAAAUGGAAGUUGCAAUGGAGCUUGUAAAGCUCAAAAAAUUUGUCUUGACUGCCCAGAAGGUACAGUUUUAGAGUUAAACACUUUCCAGUGAGUUGAUCCUAGUGAUUACAUUAAUAAUAAACCAUUUUCAAAAGGAGUAAUUCUUGAGAGCCCAGAACUUAAUUUAUCUCCUGUCACUCGAAAUUUCAAAGAUGAGUAUAUCAUUGAAUAUUACAUCGACAUUUAUAGCGAGCAGCCUCUUGAGCUAGGAACUCUUGAGUACCCUUAUCGCUCUUUCAAAGCUGUCAGUUAUGAAAUACUGACCUUCUACAGCCACACCAGCAUUUCUGUUGUGAUCUACACAAAGGAUGCUUAUCUUCAAGAUGAUACUAAUAUUUACGUUAAUAUGACUUCAGUAACAGUUCUCCCUCAUCCAAAAUGGAAAAACGUCCUUAACCCUCCUGUGCUAAUUCCAACUCAAGUCCCUCAAACAGAAUUUCCCUCUAAGACUUUGUUUCAUCUCCUUGGUACCACUGAGCUCCCCAUCGAAACAGCCAUGUCUUCUGGUGGACUCAGUGAAUACGAAGCUGCUCUACACGAAAUAGGCAAAAUUACAAUCCUCCCUAUCCAGACAAGCUUCAUCAUGAAAAACAUCAAUAUCUACAGAGAAGAGAAAACUCCAGAUCUGGGCUUCAUCCUGAUAUACUGAGGAAACAUAAAUUCAAAAACUCUACAUAUCGAAAAUGUCAACUUAAACAUAACAGGAAGCUUUGUUCAGACUCGUAGACCUCUAAAUGCAAUCAUCAAAUCAGUCAAGGCCGAUUUAGUCAGAUUAAUGAACUUUUAUGAUGCUUCAUUGGAAAAUUGUAAUUACCCCGAAGCUGACCUCACAACAACUCUUGUUUUUGAUAACUUCUCCUUUGUCAAUAGCAACAUUUUGAAUGGACGAGCUCCUCAGUCAAUUAUCAACUUAAGUGGACCAGAAAAUAUUACAGCUACAAAUAUUGACUGAAGAAACUGGUUUACUUUGAAAUCUGGCGACCACAGAUGCUUUGCAUACCGGACAAUCUCGAACUGCAUCCCACAAGACUCUUUGCUGCAGCAAGUAACUGUAGUAGGAGUAUCGAAUGAUUUGAUUGCUGACAAUUCCAACUAUUAUGCAGCAAAUGUAAUGAGAACUGACAUCCCUCACUAUCGAAACAUUCACCAACAUAUUGAGAAAUACACAGCUGAGAACUCGGUGAUCAAUUCGUUUAAAACUUACUUUGCAGUGCUCUCAUCAAUGAUGGACAGCUGGGUGUUUAAAGAUGCUACAUUUACAAACUGUACUAGCACAGCUCCCUUUGUCUCAACCAGAUUUGCUAACUGGGCUGUAAAUGAAAAUAUCACUUUUAAAAACAUCCCAAAAUGCUCUGGACCAUUGAUAGAAUCUAUUGGAGCUAUAGAUGUGACAGUCAAGGACAUCUAUAUCCAAAACUACACUUCAGACAAAUAUGGGAGUUUUCCUGCAAUCGAUAUCAGAUCUCUAUCUAACUCCACUACGACCAUCCAGAACAUCUCUGCAAUAGACUGUAUUUUGUAUGGCAAUUCUUUGAUAUCACAGAUGAAUAAUCUCAAAGAAAUCAGAAUUCAGGAUGGUUAUUACCAUAACGUGAGGCUGGAGACUUCUGCUGCCCUGAUUCAUCUUUAUGAUGCAGAUGAUUUCUUGGUUUCUAACCAAAAAAUUGUUUCUUCUCACUCUCUUCACCAAAAUGAGAAGUCAAUUUUCUUAGAAAUUUCUUCUAUUAAUGUACAAGAAUCAAAUUAUUCAGUCAUAGAAAAUAUAACAUUUGAAGAUUCUUCAUUAGGUGCCAUCAAAGUAGGCUCACUUCACGGUUCAACAGAUCAAGCCAAAGUCCUCAAUUUGGACCAAAUUACAUAUUCAGAUUGAUAUAUAUUCCACUCGGGCUCAUUGAUUUCUACUGAAGGAAUGAUAUCAUCGAGCUUAUAUGAGAUUAGAAUGAACUCUAUCAUUUUUGAAAAUGUCACAUACUACUCUUGGGGUGAUCUCAUCAGCUUCGGGCAUCAGCUCAGUGUCCCUGCUGUUGUGACAAAUCUCACUUUGAUUGAGGUGAAAUCUGGGAAAAUUAAUGCAGAGUCUUUCAACUCUAUCUUUCCAGACUUGAAGACUUCUGUGAAUUUCGAAGGAGUUUAUGUUAAAAAUGCUUCAGUUACUAAAAUGUCCCUUAUCAGGACAGACUUUAAUUGAGUGCUGAAAAUUAUCAAUUCUUCUUUUUCAAAUAUCCAUAGCACUUAUUUAGGCUCUGGAAUAUUUGAUACUGGGCAUAAUUCACUUAUUAUCAUACAAAAUACUUUGUUCAAAGACAAUUUGGCAAUAUCCUCAUCAAUAUUCAAAAUUAAAGAUGAUUCCGAGGUUCAAUGAACUAGCUGUACAGUGACUAACAACUUUGCCGCAUCAAGCGGAGUGAUAUCAACAGAAUCAAAUGGGAAAUUUGAGUUUAUUAAUUCUAAAAUCUACCUAAACUAUGCAAUCCAAAAUCCAAUCGGGUUGCUGUAUGGGCUCAACAAAGUUUCAGUAUUUUCGAAUUGUGAAAUUUACCAAAAUGAAGUUGUAAAAACAUCAGAAUUACUUCUUGAGUUCACAAAUUGCUCUAAAUUUUGACACAUGAGCGAUAGCCUAAAAGAGUAUCUUACCACAUUCAUUCAUUCGAAUAUCAUAAAAUCUCAAGCAGCCGUUCAAAUUUUGUUCGGGUCAUUAGAGAUAUCUAAUGGCACAAAGAUUUACAAUCAACAAGAAUUUAUAUCUGCUUCUGAUUCCUUAGUCACAAUAUUGAAUUCCACGAUAUCCAAUACUGAAAUCCUGCAUUAUCAAAGUGUGGGGUACAACUCAAAGUUUAUAUUCAGAGAUGUACAGAUUAUUAAUGUGACUCAGCCUGAUAACAGAGGGCUUAUUUUAGCAUCAUCAAGCAGUGAAUUUGAGGCAUCAAAUUUAACAUUCAAAAACUCUAACACUCAUUUAUUUUUGAUUCAAGAUUCCAGUGCUAAACUGAAGCAAAUCCAUUUUCAAAAUAUUUCUAAUGCAAAUUAUUUGAUUGAUUUUAUCAGAUCAACUUGGGUGAGUUUGGACGAUAUUGAAAUACCCUCUGGGUUAGACAUUGCUGAACAAUAUUUUCACUUCAAAGAUAGCGAAGGAACUGAGCUUAUGAAUAUUGAUGCUUCAGGCUUAAAGAGACCUCUUAUAAAAGCACAAAACUCACACUUCAAUUUGAUUUACAACCUUAGUAUCAGCAACAGUUUGGAAAUAGUAGAAUUUAUUGACUCUGAUAUUGUAAAUAUGACUCAGUGAUAUUUUGAAAAUAAUGGAGAUAAAUCUACUCUAAUAGGUGGAGCUCUGGUCUUUCAUAAUACUGUGAUGAAGAUUGAGAAUUCCUCAUUUAUCGGAAACACAGCAAUAAGUGGAGGAGCAAUUUCUUUCCAGUGAUCAUCUACUGAUAGAUGAAAAUUGCAGAUAAUUAAUUCCAGUUUUUGUAAUAACUUAGCUGUUUCGAAAGGAGGAGCUAUUUAUUAUGACUAUAGUCCUCCCUUGCUCAGUGGGGUUGUGUUCAGCAACAACUCAGCUCCUUAUGGUGAUAAUCUUGCUAGUUAUCCCUAUUGAAUUGGAUUUGAGGGCUAUCAGUGAAAUCAAUGUGAACCUUUGAGUAAUCUUACAUCAGGAAUCCUAAGCGAAACCCCUCUUAAAUUAGCCAUAUACGAUCAUGAGCAUCAGAUUGUGAAUUUGGUGAAUUCUUCUCAGUUAUUAAUUACUUCAAUUGAUACUAAUCAAGGCCAAGUUGCUGGAGAUAACAAUGCGAUUAUUAGGAAUGGAGUUGCUACUUUUAGUGAUAUCUGGUUUAUUGCUAAACCAGGCUCAGAUUUUGUAAGAUUUAAGAUAACUUCUAAAAUGUUGGAUAAGGAAAAGCUACUUGCUGUGUAUAAUAAAACUACAACCGCCAAAGAAUGCAACACAAAUUUUAGGUACUGCCAACCUGGAGAGAGACAAUAUAAAAACAAGUGUGAAAUUUGCUCGGCUGGCACAUUCUCUCUCAAAUGGAACUCAACUGAGUGUGAUAAGUGAAUUGACAACGUAGCUUGAAGAGGAGGCGCUGAGCUGAGUGUUAGCAGUGGCUAUUGGAGGAGAACCUCUAACUCAACCAUGAUUGUGAAAUGACUCAACCAAGAAGCGUGAGAAGGGGGCUAUGUACAGAAUUUUACAUCUCCUAUCAAUUGAAAAGAAGGAUAUGAAGGUCCAUUAUGCUCCAAAUGAAGCAUCAUUGGAGAUGUAAAAUAUCAAAGACAAAAUGAAUUUGGAUGUGCCAAAUGCCCAAGUGUUGAAUUUACUGCUGUACUGCUGGUUUUUAAAGCAAUACUUGCAAUAGCUUACUUUAUGAUCAUCAUUGGAAUCAAUGUUAGAAGAACUGAAGAGAGUGAACUAUCUGUACUACUAAGAUUAUUUACCAACUAUAUCCAGUUAAUAAUGACAUCAUUGUCAAUGAGUUCUAAUUUUCCUCAGCUUGAUAGCUAUUUUGUAACUUCGAUAGAUAUAAUUGGAGGGUCUUCAACAGUAUUGCUAUCUUUUGACUGCUUAUUUCCUGGAUACGAAAUCACUGGCCCAUUUAGAUCAAAUGCUGUAUUCAAAUUAUUUUUACUGGUAAUUUUACCUCUCCUAAUCUUUGUACCAAUCUCUAUAUUCUGGAUCAUUCUUUAUUGGACGAACAAAAAAUUCGGAAAGAAUCUUGCAAAGAAUCUAAUCGUAUCCUUCAUCUGCAUCAUAUUCUUGUUGCAUCCCAGACUGACUCAAGAAGGAAUAAAUAUCUGGAGAUGAAUGGAAAUUGACAAUGGAGUUAAAGUGGCCAGAUUUGAUAUGGACAUCCAAUGCUAUUCAAUGACUCAUAUAAAAUACUGCCUUUUGAUAUCAGCUCCUAUUCUGAUCAUUUGGGUUAUAACAAUGCCAGUUAUUGCUUUUGUAAUCCUUUGAGCCAAUAGAGCUAAAGAGGAAGAUCAUAAGGUCAAGGAGUAUUUACUCCUUCUUCAUCAAGGGCUAACAAAUAAAUGAAUUUACUGGGAGUUUGUGAAAACUCUCAGGAAAUUCUUGCUUGCUGCAUGUCUCCUUCUCGAUGAGAAAGCCCGACUUGGCGUAGCCUCGGUCCUCUUGAUAAUCUCAUCAAGAAUUCAGUUGUGGCUGAAGCCUUACAAAUAUGAUGAGAACAAUGAGAUAGAGUAUUUAGAAAUCAGUUGAGGAGCAGUCGUUAUUAUGGCUGCUUAUGUAUACACAAUGGAAGCCCAGAUUGAAGCUCUCAAUAUCCUUACAGUCUCACUGGUUGUCGUAAUAAAUUUUGUAUUCAUAUUGCGCUGAUGAUAUUUGAUGUGUUACAGUUAUCAGGAGAAACACAGAAUUUUAUUCCUUCUUUCAAGAUUUUUCGGAUGAUUAUUGUGAAUUAGGAUGAAGAAAGAGCAAGAGAAUAAAAAUCUAGCUGAUUCAAGAAUAUCUGAAUCUCCUAAGAUCCCAAUCAUUCCUAGAAAUAAAGCACACAAGAAACAAAGGAAGCGCCGUAGGGUAAAAAGACGAUACAAAAAGAAAUAUUCAAAAUUUAUCUCAAAGUUACCAAAAAUAGCAAUUUCAAAAAAGCAAUUACACCCAAAGCCAUGGGAUAGCUUUUCAUCCUACUCUCCUUCAGACCCUUUCCAUGCACCCACAACCACUCCCUUCAAAAUUCCCCCUUCUAGCACUCCGCAGCCCUCCUUCCAGUCCCAAAUCCGUGCUCCAGCUAUAACCCAUGUUCACUUCAACCUCCCUCCUUCAAUCUCAUCUCCAAGGCGAACCUAACAAUCACAAAUAGUUAAUUUAUGAUAUCUAUUGGACAAAUAAAGGAAUAGUAGUGGAAGAAGACAAAUUUGGUGAUAUGUGUCCAGACACUUGGUUUAAAUUUUAUUAGAGUUUGUGGUUUGGAGGGGAUAUAUGGGGGAAUAAAGGGAUUUUAUGAUAGUGAAUGAUUUAUAUUGUGAAGAUUAUUAUAAGCCUAGGGAGUAGUGAUUAAGAUUCAUAGUAAUCUCUUAAUGAACUCCUCAACAACGCACUUAAGUUUCCUAAUAAUUGUUUCUAAUUACUCAACAUCAGAAACCUCAAAGAUCACAAUAACAUUUCCAUAAAGAACACAUCUCCACCUUCACAAAACCCAUAAACUAAAACAACACAAACAACAUAAACUCUCAAAACUCCACUCAAAAUCCCCAAAAUUCACAAUUCCAAAAAAGCUCGGCAACCCCAAAUAACUCCCUCUUCAUUCCAUAUACUCUAAUACACAUUCC
Moneuplotes crassus is the source of this 6629-nucleotide messenger RNA. NCBI's taxonomy places the organism in Eukaryota, Ciliophora, Spirotrichea, Euplotida, Euplotidae. The record is from the annotation of a GenBank genome assembly.